Telopea speciosissima is the source of this 1605-nucleotide messenger RNA. RefSeq names its product transcription termination factor MTERF15, mitochondrial. The coding region runs from base 20 to 1402 and encodes 460 amino acids. Gene Ontology annotation, biological process: regulation of DNA-templated transcription. The transcript has a single exon. NCBI's taxonomy places the organism in Eukaryota, Viridiplantae, Streptophyta, Magnoliopsida, Proteales, Proteaceae. Gene Ontology annotation, molecular function: double-stranded DNA binding. The record is from RefSeq and is a predicted model, not a curated record.
AAGUUCUUAGCUUCAGAAAAUGGCGAUUAGAACUCUCAGCAGAUUAUACGGUGGUUUUCAUCCAUGCGAAUGGAGUUUCAAGCGUAUUUCGACUUACACAAAUCAGCAAAGUCGUUCUUUCUCACGUACUCCUCAUACCCCAAUCAAAGUGGGUCCGAAAUUCCCACAAGGAGCUCAGUACAGGCAACUGAUUUCACUUGCCAAUCUCUUGCAGAGGUAUGGUUUUCCAGCAUCGCAGCUGCAUGAAUUUCUCGGAAAAAAUCGAUUUUUACUGAACUUCAGUUUGUCAGACGUGGAGAAGUCCCUGGGUAUUCUCCUAUCUUUUAGGUUAUCCCAAAAUCACCUUGUAUCGGUUAUAUCUACCUGUCCUGCGAUUCUGGAACUAGGGUUUUUAAGGAAAUGGGAGCUUUGCUUUUCGGAAUUAGAGUUUUCGUCGGUUUCUCAAUUGGCGAUCCGAAACGUUCUUGAACACUCGAUGAGGUUUCAGUUAGGGACAGUUGAUCUGCGCAGGAGUUUACAGGCUAUGAAGGCUGCGGGUUUCAGUGAUGAGACUAUGAGUAAGGUUUUGGAGGAAAUCCCCAGAGUAAUUGUAAUGAAUGAAGGCGAGUUUAGGCGGAGGAUUGACUUCCUUGAGGAAAUUGGGAUUCGAAGGGAUGAACUUGAUGGAAUCUGCCAUUCAUUUCCAGGAAUUUUAGUAUUUUCUGUCGAGGGUAGGUUAAUCCCUCUGUUUAGAGAAUUUAAAGACUUGGGUUUUAGGAUGGAUGAGAUUAGAAGGGAGGUCAUCAGAGACCCUCGAAUUCUCAGUGUAGAAUUUGGAGAGCUUUCUCGAUGCCUUGAACUGCUCCGGACUUUGAAAUGUAGGUUACCAAUUAAGGAAAAAAUUCAGACCAGGGGGAUUUUCAGAGCUUGCGUUGAAGUAAAAUUGAGAGUGGAUUGCUUAUGCCGACAUGGAUUGAUUCGUAGAGAUGCUUUUAAGGUAUUACAGAGAGAGCCGAGGUCAAUCACUUAUGGAUUAGAGGACAUUGAGAAGAAGAUCGAAUUUCUAAGAGAGAGAAUUGGAUUUAGUCCAUGUUGCUUAACCGAAGUUCCACAGUACUUGGGUGUGAAUUUUGAGAAGCAGAUAGUUCCUCGCUACAGUGUGAUUGAGUAUCUGAGAUCAAUUGGUGGGCUUGGUACAGAGGUGGGGUUAGAGACUCUGAUAAAGUCCAGUAGACGUAGGUUCUAUGACUUGUAUGUCAAGCCAUAUCCUGAGUGUGAACAGAUAUAUGGCAGAUUCUCGGGUGAGACCGAAGUUAAAACCAGACAUCCAGUUGGACUGUGGAAGUUGUUUAAGCCACAUAGCUACCCAAACUCGAAAGAGGAUCUGAGAAACAUCAAGUGGUUCAUGGAGACUUUGGUUUAAUGUGGGCAAUUUACGGAUCUCAGGUAUUCUGGUUUGUUGUUUGAGUUGACAAGCUUUACCAUUGUACCUGUUUUCAAAAUUUUAUUAUCCUGAUGAACAAAUUUUGCGGUGAGCUCAUGUUGGCUUAGGUAAUGAUCCUGCCAUGGUAUUGCAAGCAUCUUGCUGAUUUUCAAUGGAACACGGGAUGAACAGAACCCUCUCAG